Messenger RNA from Vicia villosa (hairy vetch), 2132 nucleotides. Its product is annotated as ubiquitin-like-specific protease ESD4. The record is from RefSeq and is a predicted model, not a curated record. Gene Ontology annotation, molecular function: deSUMOylase activity. Gene Ontology annotation, biological process: protein desumoylation. Bases 367 to 1830 code for a protein of 487 amino acids. The transcript has 9 exons. NCBI's taxonomy places the organism in Eukaryota, Viridiplantae, Streptophyta, Magnoliopsida, Fabales, Fabaceae. Gene Ontology annotation, cellular component: nucleus.
UUAAACUCAAUUUGUAAUGUAUUGUACAACGAAACCAAAAGCCGCAAUCACAUAUCAGUAGUACACAAGCCCUUGAAAGUGGAACUGAGCUUGCUCUGAAGUUAAUCGACGUUACACUGUUACUCAACACAACACAACCAAUAUCUUCGGCAGCAGCAACGGAACUCGUUUGAAUUUCAACGCGGGAACGCAAAUUCAUUUCUCUCAUUUCUCUCAUUUCUCAACCCCCCUUUCUUUUUCUUCCAAGAUCCAAGUUCCCACUUCCUCAAAAACGCUAUGGUGUUCUUCAUCUUCCUCUAGGGUUUUCUUUUCUCAAAUUUCCCAAUUCUUUCCAUUAAUGGACUCCGCGUUUUCAAUAACACCUCAAUGGCUAUCAUAACAACCAUCACCGGCAAACGCCCCCACCGGUGGCUUAAUCACAACCGUUCAUCUCCGAAUUCUUCAGAAUUCAAAAGACAGAAAGUAUCAACCAUGUCUCACAACAAGCCACCACCAUUACCCACCGCCACAACCAAUCCCACUGUUUCCAGAAUUUCUCGUUACCCUGAAACCAAACCACCUCUGCUUAGAGAAGUUCACGCGCCCUGCAGCAGACCGCGCAAAUUCGAUUUAUCAAACAAUCCCAAACUAGAAUCGUCGAACUUGGUGGUUAGUGGUAUCAGCCACUCCUUAUUUGAAAAUUACCACCGUGCGAAAUGUUCUGCAAUGGCCACCAUUCCGUUGCAGAUAAAGGGAAAAGAAAAGGAUAAUCAUAAGGAAGUUGUUUCGGAAGAUUCAAAUGUUGAAGAUGUACUGCCUGUCGAGAAUGAUUUGGUUUGUUUGGAUACUGAGGCGGUGAACGGUGGCGUUCAGAAACAGUCAACUUCAUCUGUGGUUUCUGAGUUGAGUAAUGAUAAAUUGAAUGUGGUUGAUGAUGCUGCGAAGAUUUUGGAUACUUUGUCUUUAGAGCCGGAGAAGGAUGUUUCGAGUGUUCGUGCUUACAAGAAGUUGCUUCAGGCGGUUGAUAAGCGAACAGAUACGAUUGGUAGGUUGAAAUUUGAAAUUCAGCUAAAUGAGAAGCGCAGAUCCGCAUUUGAUUUGUUGCGUCCAAAGAAAGGACUAGUAGAGGAAGUGCCACUGGAACCUUUUGUUCCUCUUACAAAAGAGGAAAAAGCUGAGGUUGCACGAGCCUUUUCUGCCAAUAGGAAGAAGAUCUUGGUUGCUCAUGAGAAUUCCAAUAUUGAAAUAUCGGGCGAAAAGUUUCAGUGUCUUAGGCCAAGUGGAUGGUUAAACGAUGAGGUGAUCAAUUUGUACCUUGAGUUAUUGAAAGAGAGGGAGAGAAGAGAGCCACAGAAGUUUCUGAAUUGUCAUUUUUUCAAUACCUUUUUCUAUAAGAAGUUAAUAAGUGGCAAAAAUUGUUAUGAUUACAAAUCUGUGAAGAGAUGGACUACUCAGAAGAAAUUGGGAUAUGGUCUACAUGAAUGUGAUAAAAUAUUUGUACCUAUUCACCAGAAUAUCCAUUGGUGCUUAGGUGUUAUCAAUAAGAAGGAAAAGAAGUUUCAGUAUCUUGAUUCACUGAAAGGAAUUGAUACUCAAGUGCUGGAAGUGCUGGCAAGAUAUUUUGUAGAUGAAGUAAAGGACAAGACUGGAGAAGAUAUUGACAUAAGUAAUUGGGAAAAAGAAUUUGUUGAAGAGCUUCCUGAACAGAAGAAUGGGUCUGAUUGCGGGGUAUUUAUGGUCAAGUAUGCUGACUUUUAUAGCAGAAACUUGAGGCUGUGUUUCAAUCAGGAACAUAUGCCUUAUUUCAGGCUUAAAACAGCUAAGGAAAUUUUGAAAUUGAAAGCUGAAUAAGCAAGAGAAGAACACGAGAAAUUUGGGAAAGAAAACAUUAAUGUCAAAUUAGGAGAGGGAAUUUUUUGAUUGAGGAUCCUUCACCUAUGUCACUAACUUGACAAUAACCAUUCAAGAGUUCUGGCAUUUAUUAUAUUGACUGGACUGAUUAUACAUAUCAUCUUGAUACACAGGUACAACAAGUUGGUUGGUAGUGUUGAAUGCAGUAGAUUCAUAGAUUGUACAUGUUCCACAAAAGUGAAUUCAUAGAUGAGGCAUUUCAUUAUGAGAUUAAGAUGUUAAUCUAUUGUGUAACUUUAAGG